Molecule: messenger RNA, 3674 nt
Organism: Vitis vinifera (wine grape)
Lineage: Eukaryota; Viridiplantae; Streptophyta; Magnoliopsida; Vitales; Vitaceae
Product: putative disease resistance protein RGA3
Exons: 2
Coding region: 177-3674 (1165 amino acids)
Biological process (GO): defense response to other organism
Molecular function (GO): ADP binding; protein binding
Source: RefSeq, a predicted model, not a curated record
GUUGACUUGUCCACCGAAUCCAUAAUAUCAGCCAGUACCCAUGUGACUUGGCCCAUCUCAUCCACCCCUAUAAAGAUAUCUCUUACUUUGUUCCCUAUUCUCUCACAAUUCCCUCAGCUUCUCAUCUUGUACGUGCUGUAUUUUCUUGGCUUUCUGCUACUUUGAGUUGUUCCAAAAUGGCUGACCAAAUUCCAUUCGGUGUUGUGGAGCACAUUUUGACCAAGUUGGGGUCCAAGGCGUUUCAAGAAAUUGGAUCCAUGUAUGGUGUUCCAAAGGAGCUAACCAAGCUCAAGGACAACCUCGACGUCAUCAAAGGUGUACUUCUGGAUGCUGAGGAACAGCAGCAGCAGAAAACUCGUGGAAUAGAAGCUUGGGUCCAGAUGCUCAAAGGCGCCGUGUAUGACGCAGAUGACUUGCUGGAUGACUAUGCAACCCAUUAUCUACAGCGAGGAGGAUUCGCAAGGCAGGUCAGUGACUUCUUCUCAUCUGAAAAUCAAGUUGCUUUUCGCUUUAAGAUGAGUCAUAGACUCAACGAUAUCAAUGAAAGGCUAGACGCUAUCGAAAAAAAAAUCCCCAUGUUGAAUCUGACUCGACGGGAGGCAAUACGCAUAGGAGUAGAGAAUAGUUGGAGAGAAACCCACUCAUUCUCGUUGCCAUCUGAAAUUGUAGGAAGAGAAGAAAACAAAGAGGAGAUAAUAAGGAAGCUGUCAUCUAACAAUGAAGAAAUUCUUUCCGUUGUUGCCAUUGUUGGCUUUGGGGGAUUGGGUAAGACCACCCUCACUCAAUUGGUAUACAAUGACGAAAGAGUAGAACAUUUUGAGCGUAAGACAUGGGUUUGCAUUUCUGAUGAUUCUGGUGAUGGUCUUGACGUCAAACUGUGGGUCAAAAAGAUUUUAAAAUCUAUGGGAGUUCAGGGUGUGGAGAGUCUGACCUUGGAUGGUUUGAAAGACAAGCUUCACGAAAAAAUAAGUCAAAAGAAGUACUUGUUAGUACUUGAUGAUGUUUGGAACGAAAAUCCUGGAAAAUGGUAUGAAGUGAAAAAAUUGUUGAUGGUUGGUGCUAGAGGUAGUAAAAUUAUAGUAACCACCCGAAAACUUAAUGUUGCAUCCAUUGUGGAAGAUAAGUCUCCCCUUAGUUUGAAAGGUCUAGGAAAAAAGGAGUCUCGGGCUUUAUUUUCAAAAUUUGCAUUUAGAGAACAGGAGAUUUUGAAGCCAGAAAUUGUAGAAAUUGGAGAAGAAAUUGCAAAAAUGUGCAAGGGAGUUCCUCUCAUUAUUAAGACUUUAGCAAUGAUAUUGCAUUCUAAAAGAGAACUGGGAUUUUGGUUGUCUAUUAGAAACAAUAUUAAAAAUUUGCUAUUACUUGGAGUUGAGAACGAUAAUGUUGUACGGGUCUUGAAACUAAGUUAUGAUAAUUUGCCAACACAUUUGAAACAAUGUUUUACAUAUUGUGCUUUAUUUCCAAAAGACUAUGAAAUUGAGAAAAGGUUGGUGGUACAACUAUGGAUAGCACAAGGUUAUAUUCAAUCUUCAAAUGAUAAUAAUGAGCAAUUAGAGGAUAUAGGGGAUCAAUAUGUUGAGGAAUUAUUGUCAAGGUCAUUGUUGGAGAAGGCGGGAACCAAUCAUUUUAAAAUGCAUGACCUUAUACAUGAUCUUGCACAAUCAAUUGUAGGAUAUGAGAUCCUUGUUUUAGAAAGUUAUGUAAAUAACAUUUCACAAGAAGCUCGUCAUGUAUCAUUGUUUGAAGAGGUAAAUCCUAUGAUAAAGGCUCUAAAGGGAAAACCCAUAAGGACCUUUCUAAACCUUGGUGAAGAUUCUUUUAAGGAUAGUACAAUUGUAAAGUCAUUUUUUCCGAGUUUUAUGUGUUUACGUGCAUUGAGUUUAAGUCGUAUGGGUGUAGAGAAGGUGCCAAAGUGUUUAGGCAAAUUGAGUCAUUUAAGGUAUCUUGAUCUUUCCAACAACAAUUUUGAGGUACUUCCAAAUGCUAUUACAAGGUUAAAGAAUUUGCAAACACUAAAACUCAUAUGGUGUCGGCGUUUAAAAAGAAUUCCAGACAACAUAGGAGAAUUGAUCAAUCUUAGACACUUGGAGAAUGAUAGCUGUUUUAACUUGGCUCAUAUGCCACAUGGAAUCGGCAAGUUGACUUUACUUCAAAGUCUACCAUUGUUUGUUGUUGGGAAUGAGACAGGGUGGUUAAGGAAUCACAAAAUUGGUAGCUUGAGUGAAUUGAAAGGCCUUAACCAACUAAGAGGAGGGUUAUGCGUAAGUGAUCUUCAAAACGUGAGGGAUGUUGAACUGGUAUCCAGGGGGGAAAUUUUGAAAGGAAAACAAUAUCUUCAGUCCUUGAGAUUGGAAUGGGAUCGGUGGGGCCGAGAUGGGGGGGAUGAGAGUGAUAAGUCAGUGAUGGAAGGCCUUCAACCACACCAACACCUAAAGGAUAUCUUUAUAGAAGGUUAUGGAGGUACGGAGUUUCCAAGUUGGAUGAUGAAUGAUGGGUUGGGUUCCCUGUUUCCCGACCUAAUUAAAAUUGAAAUUUCGGGAUGUUCAAGAUGCAAAAUUCUGCCACCCUUUUCUCAACUCCCUUCUCUCAAGUCUUUGAAGCUUCAUAAUAUGAAAGAAGUGGUGGAGUUAAAGGAGGGUUCAUUAACAACGCCACUCUUCCCAUCUCUUGAAUCGCUCGAACUCUCUGACAUGCCAAAGUUGAAGGAAUUGUGGAGGAUGGACUUACUAGCAGAAAAACCUCCUUCAUUUUCUCAUCUUUCGAAGUUAUAUAUUUAUGCAUGCUCUGGUUUGGCAUCACUGCAUCCUUCUCCUUCUCUUUCUCAAUUAAAGAUCCAUAAUUGCCCAAACUUGACAUCCAUGGAACUGCCGUCAUCUCUUUGUCUUUCUCAAUUAGAUAUCAGAAAAUGCCCUAACUUGGCAUCCUUCAAAGUGGCUCCAUUACCUUCUCUUGGGAUACUCUCUCUGUUCACAGUUAGAUAUGGUGUGGUACGGCAGAUAAUGUCUGUCUCUGCUUCUUCUUCGUUGCGGUGUCUGUAUAUUAAAAGCAUAGAUGAUAUGAUAUCUCUCCCGAAGGAGUUACUUCAACAUGUUUCUGGCUUGGUAACGUUAGAGAUCCGUGAGUGUCCUAACUUGCAAUCCUUGGAACUGCCCUCAUCCCAUUGUCUUUCUAAAUUAAAGAUUGGAGAAUGCCCUAACUUGGCAUCCUUCAAUGUGGCUUCAUUACCUCGUCUUGAGGAACUAAGCCUGCGUGGAGUCAGAGCAGAGGUACUGAGGCAGUUCAUGUUUGUCUCUGCUUCUUCUUCAUUGAAGUCUCUACAUAUACGGAAGAUUGAUGGUAUGAUAUCUCUCCCAGAGGAGCCGCUUCAAUAUGUUUCCACUCUCGAAACUCUCCACAUUGUUAAGUGCUCUGGUUUGGCAACAUUACUACACUGGAUGGGCAGCCUUUCCUCGCUUACGGAACUUAUUAUUUAUGACUGCUCUGAAUUGACAUCACUGCCAGAAGAGGUCUAUUCCCUUAAAAAACUGCAGACAUUUUAUUUCUGUGAUUAUCCACACCUAGAGGAAAGAUACAACAAGGAAACAGGUAAAGACCGGGCCAAGAUUGCUCGUAUCCCACAUGUUCGUUUCAACAGUGAUACCUAUAUGGUAAUGAAGCUAGGAUGCGCUUUCCGAUGA